GGGACCUGCCGGGAGCAUGGCGGGCGCGCGAGGCGCGGGGCUCGGGGCGGCGGCGGCGGCGGCGGCGGCGGCGGCGGAGGAGCGGCCCGAGAAGCAGCCGCUGGAGUCGGAAACGGAGCCGGAGCGGGAGAAGCCCUCUCUUCUUAGUGCUCCUGCUCCCAGCCUUGGGCACGGCAGCGAUUCUGGCCUCUCUGACAGCGAGGAGAGUGUGUUCUCAGGCCUGGAAGAUUCUGGCAGUGACACAAGUGAGGAGGAAGACGGGGCCAGCAGUGGUGAGCAGCACAGCAGGACGGAGAAGACCACUGGGCAGCAGGUGGGGACCCGUUCCCCAAGGACAGAGGAGGCGAGCAUGCCUGUCAAGGAUGAGUAUGCAGAAGACAGUUCGGAUGAAGAGGACAUCCGAAACACAGUGGGCAACGUGCCCUUGGAGUGGUAUGAUGACUUCCCCCACGUGGGCUACGACCUGGAUGGCAGGCGCAUCUAUAAGCCCCUGCGUUCCCAGGAUGAGCUGGACCAGUUUCUGGACAAAAUGGACAACCCUGACUACUGGCGCACGGUGCAGGACCGGACGACGGGUCACGGCAUGAGGCUGACGGACGAGCAAGUGGCCCUGGUGCGGCGACUGCAGAGGGGCCAGUUUGGGGACGUGAGCUUCGAUCCAUAUGAGCCGGCUGUGGACUUCUUCAGUGGGGACCUCAUGAUCCACCCAGUGACCAACCGGCCUGCAGACAAGCGCAGCUUUAUCCCAUCCCUGGUGGAGAAGGAGAAGGUCUCCCGAAUGGUGCACGCCAUCAAGAUGGGCUGGAUCCAGCCUCGCCGGCCCCGGGACCACACCCCAAGCUUCUACGACCUGUGGGCCCAGGAGGACCCCAAUGCCGUGCUGGGGCGCCACAAGAUGCAUGUGCCAGCUCCCAAGCUGGCCCUGCCCGGCCACGCAGAGUCCUACAACCCACCUCCCGAGUACCUGCCCAGCGAGGAGGAGCGCCUGGCCUGGGAACAGCAGGAGCCCGAUGAGAGAAAACUCGGCUUCCUUCCACGCAGCUUCCCAAGCCUGCGGGCUGUGCCUGCCUACGGCCGCUUCAUCCAGGAGCGCUUUGAGCGCUGCCUGGACCUCUACCUGUGCCCGCGGCAGCGCAAGAUGAGAGUGAACGUGGACCCUGAAGAACUCAUCCCCAAACUGCCACGGCCACGGGACCUGCAGCCAUUCCCCACGUGCCAGGCCCUGGUCUAUAGGGGCCACAGCGACCUCGUCCGCUGCCUGAGCGUCUCCCCGGGUGGCCAGUGGUUGGCAUCAGGUUCAGAUGAUGGCUCAGUGCGGCUCUGGGAGGUGGCCACUGCCCGCUGCAUGAGGACUGUACCCGUGGGGGCUGUGGUGAGGAGUGUUGCCUGGAACCCCCAGCCUACCACUUGCCUGGUGGCCGUGGCUGUCGAGGAUGCGGUGCUGCUGCUGAACCCGGCCCUGGGGGACCGCCUGGCGGUGGGCAGCACGGACCAGCUACUGAGCGCCUUCACCCAGCCCCAGGAGCCCGCAGCGCAGCCUGCGCGCUGGCUCGAAGCCUCAGAGGAGGAGCGGCGGGUGGGCCUGCGGCUGCGCAUCUGCCACAGCCAGCCAGUGACACAGGUGACCUGGCACGGGCGUGGGGACUACAUGGCUGUGGUGCUGGCUGCUCCGGGCCACAACCAGGUGCUGAUCCACCAGCUGAGCCGGCGCCGCAGCCAGAGCCCCUUCCGCCGCAGCCACGGCCAAGUGCAGCGCGUGGCCUUCCACCCCGGGCGGCCCUUUCUGCUUGUGGCCUCCCAGCGCAGCAUCCGCCUAUACCACCUGCUGCGCCAGGAGCUCACCAAGAAGCUGAUGCCCAACUGCAAGUGGGUGUCCAGCCUAGCGGUGCACCCGGCAGGUGACAACGUCAUCUGCGGCAGCUACGACAGCAAGCUGGUGUGGUUUGAUCUGGAUCUCUCCACCAAGCCGUACAGAGUGCUGAGGCACCACAAGAAGGCCCUGCGGGCUGUGGCCUUCCACCCCCGGUACCCGCUCUUUGCAUCUGGCUCUGACGACGGCAGUGUCAUCGUCUGCCAUGGGCGGGUGUACAGUGACCUGCUGCAGAACCCGCUGCUGGUUCCCGUGAAGGUGCUGAAGGGACACUCGACGACCCGGGACCUGGGCGUGCUGGACGUGGCCUUCCACCCCACCCAGCCCUGGGUCUUCUCCUCAGGGGCUGACGGCACCAUCUGCCUCUUCACCUAGGCAGCCCUGCUUCCCGUGACCCUUAAUAGAGGUGUUUCUCCA
Camelus dromedarius (Arabian camel) is the source of this 2287-nucleotide messenger RNA. RefSeq names its product BOP1 ribosomal biogenesis factor (gene BOP1). The coding region runs from base 17 to 2245 and encodes 742 amino acids. Gene Ontology annotation, molecular function: ribonucleoprotein complex binding; protein binding. The transcript has 16 exons. Gene Ontology annotation, cellular component: PeBoW complex; preribosome, large subunit precursor. The record is from RefSeq and is a predicted model, not a curated record. NCBI's taxonomy places the organism in Eukaryota, Metazoa, Chordata, Mammalia, Artiodactyla, Camelidae. Gene Ontology annotation, biological process: maturation of LSU-rRNA from tricistronic rRNA transcript (SSU-rRNA, 5.8S rRNA, LSU-rRNA); ribosome biogenesis.